UGGAUAUUGUUUCCAGAAUACGCGAAAAACACCGAGGAUAAAACAUUUUUGUUAAUUUUUUAUUAUUAAAUGCAAAAGAAAAACUAAUAAAAUCGCAAACAUAUUUGUAUAAACUAAUUAAAGUAAUCUAAAAUAUAAAAGAAGCAAUUUUUAACAAUAAUAACACUACAAUAGAUUUCUCUCCCAAGACGCUAUAAAAAAUUGUAUUCACAAAAAAUAAAAUCGGAGAGUAAAAUACAAAAUUUUGGACAAAUUGGUGUAUAAUAAAUAAAAUAUAUGAAAUAUUUUGUAAAUUUGCGGCACAAAUUUUCAAUAAUAUAUUUGGAUUACUAAUAAUCUUGUGCAAAAAGUAACAAAAAUAAACAAAGACGUUUCGCUUUCACACAACAAUUUGCGUACCCCAACGAGACACAAAAAUAUGAAAUGGUUUUCACAAAUAUUCCAGCCAAUGCCUUCUGCAGUAAGUGGUUCCGGUGGUCACGGCUCGGCCGGUCACAAUUCGAACAUACCGAGUAACGAGGAGUGUGGCAUUCGUGAUGUCUGGAAACAUAAUUUGGAAGAAGAAUUCCGUACCAUACGUAAAGUUGUCCAAAAAUACCACUAUGUGGCCAUGGAUACGGAAUUUCCCGGUGUAGUCGCACGUCCCGUGGGUGAAUUUCGUUCGACUGCCGAUUAUCACUAUCAGCUUUUGCGUUGCAAUGUGGACUUGUUGCGUAUCAUACAAUUGGGUUUAACAUUUAUGGACGAUGAGGGUAAAACACCACCCGGCUAUAGUACUUGGCAAUUUAAUUUUAAAUUCAAUUUGAGUGAAGACAUGUAUGCCCAAGACUCAAUUGAUUUGCUGACAAAUUCGGGCAUACAAUUUAGAAAACACGAAGAUGAUGGCAUUGAUCCUUUAGAUUUUGCCGAACUUUUAAUGUCAUCUGGCAUUGUUUUGAUGGAUAAUAUAAAAUGGCUUUGCUUUCAUUCUGGCUACGAUUUUGGUUAUUUGCUUAAGCUUUUGACCGAUCAAAAUCUGCCAGCUGAUGAGAGUGAAUUUUUUGAUUUGCUGCACAUUUAUUUCCCCAAUAUAUAUGACAUUAAAUAUUUAAUGAAAUCAUGCAAAAAUCUAAAGGGUGGCCUUCAAGAGGUUGCUGAUCAAUUGGAGUUACGUCGUGUGGGUCCCCAACAUCAGGCUGGUUCCGAUGCCCUGUUAACCGGCAUGGCAUUCUUCAAAAUGCGUGAGAUGUUCUUUGAGGACAACAUUGAUAAUGCCAAAUACUGUGGUCAUUUGUAUGGUUUGGGUACCUCAUUCAUAGUCAAUGGUGCUAAUUUCCACGAGAGCAAUGGUGAAAAUGCAAAUGCAACGUGAUUCAUAAUAAAAAUAGAGCGUACGCAAAACAUUUUUGCCAGCAAUUCAACAACAUGAAACGGAUCAAUAUAAAAUAAUUAACAACGUUAAAAACAGUUAAACAGCAGCACAUUAAGAACAAACGUCAAGCAAAUAUAAUAAAAAACAUAAUAACAUAAUAACUUAAAUGCAAAAAAAGAACAACAACAAAGAAAAUUUCAAUUUAAUAAAAUAUAUCUAUCAAAAAACAAACAGCUUCUCAACAAUAUAGUAUGCAUGUCUUCAAAACCAAUAUUUAUGUAUGUAGAAAUAAAAAAUGUUAAUUAAAAAAAAUCAACAAAAAAAAUCGUAAAAUAAAAAAAUAUUAAGCAAAAAAAAUUGUAAAACCAUAAAAAAAAAGUAUAAUACAUAUUAAAGUAGUUGGAACAACACCCAAACACAAAAACAUCUACACACUUUCUAAUUACAGUCUAAAUUACAAGAAAAUAAAAAAUUAUAAAAUAAAUGUGUUUCUUUAAUUUUUUUAUAUAAAAAACCAACAACAACAAUUGAUUUAAUUAUUAAGUAAGCAAAGCAUUAUAAUAAUUACAACAAUAAAAUACAUAUAUACUAAAAA
Molecule: messenger RNA, 1946 nt
Organism: Calliphora vicina (urban bluebottle blowfly)
Lineage: Eukaryota; Metazoa; Arthropoda; Insecta; Diptera; Calliphoridae
Gene: Pop2
Product: Pop2
Exons: 4
Coding region: 419-1351 (310 amino acids)
Cellular component (GO): CCR4-NOT core complex; P-body; CCR4-NOT complex
Molecular function (GO): poly(A)-specific ribonuclease activity; nucleic acid binding
Source: RefSeq, a predicted model, not a curated record